Molecule: messenger RNA, 3683 nt
Organism: Acinonyx jubatus (cheetah)
Lineage: Eukaryota; Metazoa; Chordata; Mammalia; Carnivora; Felidae
Gene: XPOT
Product: exportin for tRNA
Exons: 25
Coding region: 216-3104 (962 amino acids)
Biological process (GO): tRNA re-export from nucleus; intracellular protein transport
Cellular component (GO): nuclear matrix; nuclear pore; cytoplasm
Molecular function (GO): small GTPase binding; tRNA binding
Source: RefSeq, a predicted model, not a curated record
AUUAGCGCUGCGGCCGUGGCGGAGGACGACGGCGACAAGGACGAGGGCCGCUCUCCCCGCUCCCUGCGUGCAGCGUCGCUCCGCUCCGCUGACCAGCCCUCGGGAGUGCAGGCGGGGAGGCGGGAUGGAGUGAUAGGGAAGAUGUUUGUGGAUUCUUCUGUGGGAUCAGAGGGCACGCCUAUUGUAAUCAGAAAACUCCAAGAAUAGCAGCAGGAAUGGAUGAACAGGCUCUUUUAGGGCUAAAUCCAAAUGCUGAUUCAGACUUCAGACAAAGGGCCCUGGCCUAUUUUGAGCAGUUAAAGAUUUCCCCAGAUGCCUGGCAAGUGUGUGCUGAAGCUCUGGCCCAAAGGACAUACAGUGAUGAUCACAUAAAGUUUUUCUGCUUUCAAGUACUGGAACAUCAAGUUAAAUACAAAUACUCAGAGCUAACUACAGUUCAGCAACAACUAAUUAGGGAGACGCUCAUCUCUUGGCUUCAAGCUCAGAUGCUGAAUCCCCAACCAGAGAAGACCUUUAUACGAAAUAAAGCAGCCCAAGUCUUCGCCUUGCUUUUUGUUACAGAAUAUCUCACUAGAUGGCCCAAGUUUUUUUUUGACAUUCUCUCAGUAGUGGACCUAAAUCCAAGGGGAGUAGAUCUGUACCUCCGAAUCCUCAUGGCAAUUGAUUCAGAGUUGGUGGAUCGUGAUGUGGUGCAUACAUCAGAGGAGGCUCGUAGGAAUACUCUAAUAAAAGAUACCAUGAGGGAGCAGUGCAUUCCAAACUUAGUGGAAUCAUGGUACCAAAUCUUACAAAAUUAUCAGUAUACUAAUUCAGAAGUGACGUGUCAGUGCCUUGAGGUAGUUGGGGCUUAUGUCUCUUGGAUAGACUUAUCCCUUAUAGCCAAUGAUAGGUUUAUAAAUAUGCUGCUAGGUCAUAUGUCAAUAGAAGUUCUACGGGAAGAAGCAUGUGACUGUUUAUUUGAAAUUGUAAAUAAAGGAAUGGAUCCUGUUGAUAAAAUGAAACUAGUAGAAUCUUUGUGUCAAGUAUUACAGUCUGCUGGGUUUUUCAGCAUUGACCAGGAAGAAGAUGUUGACUUCCUGGCCAGAUUUUCUAAACUGGUAAAUGGAAUGGGACAGUCCUUGAUAGUUAGUUGGACUAAAUUAAUUAAGAAUGGGGAUAUCAAGAAUGCUCAAGAGGCACUACAAGCUAUUGAAACAAAAGUGGCCCUGAUGCUGCAGCUACUAAUUCAUGAAGAUGAUGACAUCUCUUCUAAUAUUAUUGGAUUUUGUUAUGAUUAUCUUCAUAUUUUGAAACAGCUUACAGUGCUCUCGGAUCAGCAAAAAGCUAAUGUAGAGGCAAUCAUGUUGGCCGUUAUGAAAAAACUGACUUACGAUGAAGAAUAUAACUUUGAAAAUGAGGGUGAAGAUGAAGCCAUGUUUGUAGAAUACAGAAAACAACUGAAGUUGUUGUUGGACAGGCUUGCUCAAGUUUCACCGGAGCUACUGCUGGCUUCUGUUCGCAGAGUUUUUAGUUCCACACUGCAGAAUUGGCAGACUACACGUUUUAUGGAGGUUGAAGUAGCAAUAAGACUGCUGUAUAUGUUGGCAGAAGCUCUUCCAGUAUCUCAUGGUGCUCACUUCUCAGGUGAUGUUUCAAAAGCUAGUGCUUUGCAGGAUAUGAUGCGAACUUUGGUAACAUCAGGAGUUAGUUCCUAUCAGCAUACAUCUGUGACAUUGGAGUUCUUCGAAACUGUUGUUAGAUAUGAAAAGUUUUUCACAGUUGAACCUCAACACAUUCCAUGUGUCCUAAUGGCCUUCUUAGAUCAUAGGGGUCUGCGACAUUCUAGUGCCAAAGUGCGGAGCCGAGCUGCUUACCUGUUUUCCAGAUUUGUCAAGUCUCUAAAUAAACAAAUGAAUCCUUUCAUUGAGGAUAUUCUGAAUAGGAUACAAGAUUUAUUAGAGCUUUCUCCACCUGAGAAUGGUUACCAGUCUUUGUUGAGCAGCGAUGAUCAACUCUUUAUUUAUGAGACAGCUGGAGUGCUGAUUGUUAACAGUGAAUAUCCUGCCGAACGGAAACAAGCAUUAAUGAGAAAUCUGUUGACCCCACUAAUGGAGAAGUUUAAAAUUCUGUUAGAAAAGUUGAUGCUGGCACAAGAUGAAGAAAGGCAGGCAUCACUAGCAGACUGUCUCAACCAUGCCGUUGGAUUUGCCAGUCGAACCAGCAAAGCUUUCAGCAACAAGCAGACUGUGAAACAAUGUGGCUGUUCCGAAGUUUAUCUGGACUGUUUACAGACAUUCUUGCCAGCACUCAGUUGCCCCUUACAAAAGGAUAUUCUCAGAAGUGGAGUUCGGACUUUCCUUCAUCGAAUGAUUAUUUGCCUAGAGGAAGAAGUUCUUCCAUUCAUCCCGUCUGCCUCAGAACACAUGCUCAAAGAUUGUGAAGCAAAAGACCUCCAGGAGUUCAUUCCUCUUAUCAACCAGAUUACAGCCAAGUUUAAGAUACAGGUAUCUCCUUUUUUACAGCAAAUGUUCAUGCCUCUGCUUCAUGCAAUUUUUGAAGUGUUGCUCCGACCAGCAGAAGAAAAUGACCAGUCUGCUGCUUUAGAGAAGCAAAUGUUGCGAAGGAGUUACUUUGCUUUCCUGCAAACAGUCACAGGCAGCGGAAUGAGCGAAGUCAUAGCAAAUCAAGGUGCAGAAAAUGUAGAACGAGUUCUGGUUACUGUUAUCCAAGGAGCAGUCGAAUAUCCAGAUCCAAUUGCCCAGAAAACAUGUUUUAUCAUCCUCUCCAAGUUGGUAGAACUCUGGGGAGGUAAAGAUGGACCAGUGGGAUUUGCUGAUUUUGUUUAUAAGCACAUUGUCCCUGCAUGUUUCCUAGCACCUUUAAAACAGACCUUUGACCUGGCAGAUGCACAAACAGUAUUGGCUUUGUCUGAAUGUGCGGUGACAUUGAAAACAAUUCAUCUCAAACGGGGCCCAGAAUGUGUUCAGUAUCUUCAACAAGAAUACCUGCCCUCCUUGCAAGUAGCUCCAGAGAUAAUUCAGGAGUUUUGUCAAGCGCUUCAGCAGCCUGAUGCUAAAGUUUUUAAAAAUUACUUAAAGGUAUUCUUCCAGAGAGCAAAGCCCUAAGGACUGGAUCUCCCUGUGCCUACUUUAUGAUCAAGAAUUCCAGUUAAUAAUUUAUAAAGAAGCAGUUUUUGUGUGCCAUUCACACUGGUCUUUUUAACAUUGCUUUAAGCUUAUUGCAGUAUAUGUAUUGGAACUUUUCCUGUAAAAUGGGUGUAAUUUUCUCUGAAUACAGGUAUGUGACAACAAGAGAAGUUGCUUGCAUGCCAGUUCAAAUUGUUCUAUAUAAAAAUGCUGUUAAAAGAUACAGCACGGUUAUCUUAGUACCCCCCCUUUUUUUUUUACUGGAAAUGUUAAAUCCUUUAUAAAGACCACAUAGCAGGAAAACAGUGUGCUUUUUUUCAAUUGCUAAAUAUGUUUGAACAUGUUAAUUUCCUUUUAUGUGUGCAGACUCCAAAUAUGGGGAGAAUACAACAAAUCAAAACUAAUUUUUUGUAGAUAGCCAUUACAUUUCUUUAAACUGUUUCGAUGCCAAUGUGUGUUCUACAAAAGAGAAUGGUUUCAUAAAUUAACUGAUUUAAGAGUAGGUGUCAGUGUUACACACUUUUUAUAAAAAAAAUAAAUUUUACGUAGUGAAAUCUA